Messenger RNA from Lasiodiplodia theobromae, 1251 nucleotides. RefSeq names its product Aspartic endopeptidase pep1. The coding region runs from base 1 to 1251 and encodes 416 amino acids. The transcript is spliced from 2 exons. Gene Ontology annotation, molecular function: aspartic-type endopeptidase activity. Gene Ontology annotation, biological process: proteolysis. The record is from RefSeq and is a predicted model, not a curated record. NCBI's taxonomy places the organism in Eukaryota, Fungi, Ascomycota, Dothideomycetes, Botryosphaeriales, Botryosphaeriaceae.
AUGCCUUCCAUGCCCUUUUCUGCUCUGUUUCCCUCCCUUUUCGUUGCGGCAGUCUUCGCUGCUCCGCAAAACGUGGACACCUUGGGAGAGACUUUCACUCUUGACCAGAUCCCGAAAGGGCAGAUCCUCAAGAAUGGACCAUUGGCUAUGGCGAGGACUUACCUCAAGUACGGCCUGGAGGUGCCCGACUUUGUCGCCGCAGCCGUCGCGAACUCGGCUGCUGCCGCUGAGGCUGCCGGCCUCUCCGAGCGUUCGGUUGCAGCAAACCCUUCUGAUAGCUUCGACACUCUGUACUUGUCGCCCGUCACGCUUGGGUCUGAUACGCUGAACUUGUACCUUGACAGCGGUUCUUCUGACUUAUGGGUCUUCUCCACGCUCAUGGCGCCCGGCUCUACCAACGGACAGACUCUCUACAAUCCUUCCAGGUCGGGCACCCUUCUGCCGCAGCAGUCUUGGAGCGUCACCUAUGGCGACGGCAGCGGUGGAUCUGGUCUCGUCUACGCCGACAAAGUCGUGGUAGGGGAAGUGACUGCCACCAAGCAAGCCGUCGAGGCAGCCACAAGCGCGUCGUCCCUCUUCGUCCAAGAUACCAACAGCGAUGGCGUCAUGGGCCUUGCUUUCAGCAACCUCAACUCCGUCAGGCCCACCCCCCAGAGAACCUUCUUCGAUACCGUGAAGAACACCCUCGCCAAGCCCAUCUUCACGGCUCUUAUGAAGAAGGGACAAGCGGGAAAAUAUGACUUCGGUUUUCUCAAUUCGACUUCGUACACUGGAAGCAUUGUCUACACUAACGUACUGACUACGCCGAAGCCGGGCUUCUGGGGGUUCAACGGAACAGGCUACUCUAUCGGGUCUGGGCCGGUCGUCCAGAAGGUUAUGUCGAGCAUUGUCGAUACGGGCACUUCUCUCUUCUACCUGCCCACCGACGUUGUCCAGGCCUACUAUGCUCAAAUUCCCGGCGCAUCCAAGAGCGCUUACUUCGGUGGAUGGAUUGUGCCUUGCACCAGCACGCCGCCUGCCUUCAGCACCGUCAUCAGCGGCUCUCUCGUCACCAUGCCUGGAUCGUACCUCAUCUACGGUGCUGUUGACCAGUCCAACAACUGCUAUGGAGGUAUUCAGGAGAACACCGGCAUUGGCUUCUCCAUCUACGGCUUGAUUUUCUUGAAGUCUCAGUACAUUGUUUUUGAUCAGACGACGGCCAGCGCCCCGAAGCUCGGCUUCGCCAGGCAGCCCGGUGUUGCCUACGUUUAG